Messenger RNA from Amyelois transitella, 2506 nucleotides. RefSeq lists its product as uncharacterized. The record is from RefSeq and is a predicted model, not a curated record. The transcript has 2 exons. Gene Ontology annotation, biological process: SCF-dependent proteasomal ubiquitin-dependent protein catabolic process. The coding region runs from base 930 to 2396 and encodes 488 amino acids. Gene Ontology annotation, cellular component: SCF ubiquitin ligase complex. Lineage: Eukaryota; Metazoa; Arthropoda; Insecta; Lepidoptera; Pyralidae.
ACUUUGGUAUUUUUUAGGCAAAUACAUAGGUAUAUGUAAAGAUUUGUGGUCUCUGCAUAUCCCUUCCAGAAAAGAUUUCAUGUUUGUUUUGUUCCAGUAGAAAAUUUUGACUAUAAAUUUAUAUUCGCAUAUAGAACAUUCACUGGUUGCCUAUCAUUUUAAUGUGUUAAGUUUAACUUUGAGUGCAAUUUCUUCUAAUAAUGAAACAAAUUGUAGUACAAGAAGGACUAAACCCACCAAUUUUCAUCAGCCCUCAUUUGUAUUUUACACGCUUGUAACCUCUGCCUUAGGCCAAAGCCGAUCGAAGAAUAUCAUAAAUCUAGAAGAUACUAUUUUUUUUUUAUUUAAAAAAAAUGUUAACAUUAUACAUUUUUAAAGUCAAUCUUAUUAGUAUUGUUUAUGACAUUCCAUUUUUAUAGUUAAAUGCAGCUGUCUCUCAAGAAUUAAAUCUAAAUCUGUUCUGUUGAUAAUAACAUAGUUACGUCGACCACGUGCGGUCAUAAAAUAUGAUACGCUGCUAAGUUUGACAAAAACAUUUAAAAUUAUCUCAGUUGCCACGAAACAUUUUAAACAAGUCCUCAAUUUUUUUACUUUGCAUACAUAUGCCGGCCAAUGACAUUAAAACGCUCUCCGUUUACGAAAUUGGAGUAUAAUAACAAUUGUGAACGCGGUAAACACCUUUUAUAAAAGUUCUAUAAAUAAAUAAUGCGCGCGAGUUUGUGUGAGUUUGAAUCAAAAGCGUGCGCUGGCGCAGCGCCAACCCUUCGCUGCGCAUGCGUGCGCUAAAUAGCUACACGAAUUUUUCACUUCUUUCUCUUCCCAAAACCGAAAGCCGUGGCAUUUAUCUGCGAUGCUCAAAUAACAUAAGUGAAAAAGUAGAAAUAGUGAGUGUAAAAAUAUAAUUUUAGGUAUAAAUAGUGCUGUGCAAAAUGUCGCCUAAGUUACCAGUGCCGCCCCUGCAAGAGAUCACAUUAUCGUUGGUAGCCCGGCAGCUCAUUCACACUCUCUCAAGGGUCGCAUCAGAAGAAGAUGCGGCUUUGCCUUUCACCAUGGUCUCGUCUUACUACGAAAGCAUGGGAGCCACCAGCGACAUAUUCCAAGAUCUCCUCAACUUAAUACUUAGUUCGGAAUAUCUCGAUCCGUCUGUUAGAUACUUUUCUAUGCGACUGCUACUCAAAGAAAAUGUGAAAAGCCUAGCGACAGGAAUCUUUCCUUGCCCUUAUUACAGAAAAGUCCUUGAGCUGAUUGUUGAGCAAGGGCACCACUUGACUUCGCUUAACCUGAAAGGAGUGUGGGUGAAAGACGAACAUUUAGCGCUUAUGUACCAAUUAAUAAAAAAUUUAAGCAAUUUAACUGCAUUGAACAUACCGUAUAUCGCUAAUGACGAAGUGCUCAAGUUUAUUGGAGAAAAUAACAAGGUUUUAAAACUGCUAGAUGUAUCUGGUGAAACUGAUAUAACAGAGAUAGGUAUAGAUGCGAUGUUGAGAGGGAACCCGCAGCUGACGCAAAGUUUAACAGUAGUAAACAUUGGAAUGUACGGUGAAGAGAACAUUGACCAUACUGAUGUGGCUUUGUUAAUAAGGCAACUGCCUAAUUUGACCAAUUUAGGCAGUUAUUCGUUCGUCGGGAAAUCAAUCUACCAUAUUUACAACAGCGAUUGCCCACCAAAUUUCAAAACGAAGUUACAAUAUUUGCAUGAUGUACAAACAAAUUUACGUACGAUGAAAGCUAUCGUCGCACUGUGUCCGAUGUUAGAGACAAUUUAUUUGGAAGAGCCCGACCAAGGGGUGUUGCAACUGGUCAAAGAGUUGAAUUAUCUAAACAAGAUUAAGCUUAAUAAAUUCCAAUGCCAUGAACUACAUCAGCUAUUAGAUAAAAUUGGAUAUAAGAUAGUAACUCUUAUGUUGUCAGCGUCGAUGGGGUCCUUCAAUUUUACCAGGAUAGCAGAAACAUGUAGGAACUUAGAGAGUUUAGAGUUUUACCAGAUACAGACGGCGACGCACGAGGAAGAGAUCCCUUUCAAUAAGUUGGAACACAUUGAGAUCAUACAUGGGAACUUGUCUACGCCCUGUCUCAAAUACUUGAUGACGGGCAGCCCCAAUUUAAAGAAGCUGAUUAUUGGAGACGAAAUCAGACUGGAUGACAAUGACAUGGCACGAUUAGUCCGCCGGUACAAGUUUGAGAGCCUCGAAGGCAUAUGGUUCCCAAACGCACCACGGCUCACUCGAGACACGGUCGAGCUGCUCAUGGAAUGCUGUCCGAAACUCCAAAGCCUUGGUCAGCUCAGCGGGUGGCAGUUCACUCCGGACGACAUGAUGCUGAUGAGGGCUAUAAUAGCCAGCACAAAUAUCGACUUGGUGCUCUCACCACUUGGUAUAUUCCAGCAGGGUAAUUAGUGGACAUUGACUGCUAAAAAUAUUUUUGAAUUAAGUAUUUUUUAUGAUUUACUUGUUACGUCGAGCACACACUUCGUGAAGGCCAUUCUGAAGUUUACAGUUCAUUUCUU